Molecule: messenger RNA, 939 nt
Organism: Naegleria fowleri
Lineage: Eukaryota; Heterolobosea; Eutetramitea; Acrasida; Naegleriidae
Exons: 2
Coding region: 1-939 (312 amino acids)
Biological process (GO): NLS-bearing protein import into nucleus; nuclear pore organization; regulation of DNA-templated transcription
Cellular component (GO): nuclear pore central transport channel; nuclear pore nuclear basket; nuclear membrane
Molecular function (GO): single-stranded DNA binding; phospholipid binding; structural constituent of nuclear pore
Source: RefSeq, a predicted model, not a curated record
AUGCAAACACCUCACCUUUCUAAACAUCGUUCUGUUCUUGCUUCAUCUUCCCAACAACAACUCAACCCUCUGUUAUCAUCACAGCAAAACAAACCCAAAGGAACAAGCCACACAGUUUUACCCUCUUCUUUCAUAAAUCAAUCUGUUACCGGAAAGGAACCUGCUGCUGUUAGUUUUAAAGAACCUUUAAUAUCUUCAUCAUCGGCUGGCCUUUAUCGAAAGAAUGAAUUGAGUACAUCAUCAGACCUUCAACAGAAUUUAAUUGUAGACAGCGAGAUACCUCCAACAGAGAGCAUUGUGGAUGGAUUACCAAAUAGAAUUCCUUCCAACCUUGCUCCGACAACAUCAUCAUUUAUAUUCGGCCAAUCACCCAUGAAACCUUUUUUCAAGGGAAGAAAUAAAAGAAGUAUUUUUACAUCUCCUUUGCAAACAGACCCUUUCUACCAAGUAACUGAUGUAGCUUUAGCUAGUCGUAUUAAUGAUAUAGUUAAAGAUACAACAUGGGUUACUGUGUUUGGAUUUCCUCCAGACAAAACAUCUUACAUUUUAAAACAAUUUUCGAAUUAUGGAACUAUAAUUAAUCACAAAAUAACUAAUGGAAAUUUUAUACAUAUUCAAUAUAAAACUAGAAUUCAAGCAGACAAAGCAUUAAGUAAGAAUGGAAAAAUAUUUGAUGGUGUUCUAAUGAUAGGAGUGGUUGAAUGUUUAGAUACAGAAAUUUUACAAUUACAGCAACGUGAAAGAGACAGCUUUGAGAGUUAUGCCAAAAAGCGAACCUUUGACGAUCAUUCAGAAGAAGAAGAAGAAUCUAAAGAUACUUUCUACAGAAAUGGUAUUAAUUUUAGGCAUCAAUUAGAUUUACCUCUACAAAAGAAGAGAAAGCCCGAAGCAUCCACAUCUACCUUCUCCAAGUUUUUGGAUUAUAUUUUCAAAUUUUAA